Molecule: messenger RNA, 630 nt
Organism: Cutaneotrichosporon cavernicola
Lineage: Eukaryota; Fungi; Basidiomycota; Tremellomycetes; Trichosporonales; Trichosporonaceae
Exons: 1
Coding region: 1-630 (209 amino acids)
Source: RefSeq, a predicted model, not a curated record
AUGCCCGCGCCGACAAAUCUAACCGUACGCCUUUCCGUCUGGGAGCUUUGGAUAGCGGGCCGAACGAAGACGCAGAUCCGUGAUCAACUCUGCCGAUUCCACCUGUCCAUGCGCACAAUUCACCGUAUCGUCACCAACGGCGAAAAGGCUCUCGAGGCAGGCGUCGACAUCGAGGAAGCACUCCAACCCAGCGUAUCGACGGGGCGUCCGCGGAUGCUGGACGAUGAGGCCGUCAAUACCCUCGUGCAAGAGGCCCUCGACAACUCAUCGAUGACUCUCCAGAUGCACGCCGAUAAGUGGCGCGUCUCGCCAGCGACGAUAACGAAAGCUCUCGAGGACAGGGGCGUCGUCAGGCGCUCGCCGACUGCCAUGUUUCGUCGUACGGGAUCCCGUACCGCCGUUAACGUUGGGGACAGAGCCGUCGUGGCACCGGAGACGCCGGUGCGGGCCGCUCGCGCAAAGACGACUCCGCAACGGGACCCGAAGACGCCUCUGCAACCUACGAAACAGAUGCCCCUGCAACGUACGCAGAACACGUCGGCUGCGCCGUUGCAGGUUCGUGCGCCUUCGCCGACGGCGGCCGAGACCCCACCAUCUCUGCCGCAUGCGAAGAAGCCUCGAUCAUGUUGA